Nicotiana tabacum (common tobacco) is the source of this 1638-nucleotide messenger RNA. NCBI's taxonomy places the organism in Eukaryota, Viridiplantae, Streptophyta, Magnoliopsida, Solanales, Solanaceae. The record is from RefSeq and is a predicted model, not a curated record.
GAUUGUGUUUGAUCUGCUGAUGAAGGAGCAGCAGUCUUGUUUUUUCUUUCAAAAACUUGAAAGGAAAUUGAUAGCACCAAUUUUGGACGAAGAUCAAAUCAAACCAGCAAAACCUAUAAGAUAUAAAACUCUGCAGGAUGGAAGUUGCUCUGCCUAUAUCAGUCCCCAAACUUUAAUGCUUUCUAAAUCCAUGGAGCACCGGUNAUUGAAGCCCACAUUUCCAGUUUCCUUAUUUUUUUCUGGAUUGUCUUUCUGUGACAGGAAGAUCGCAGAUCCGGCAUUUGUAUACAAGCUGCUUCUGGAGCAGGCAACUACAAUUGGUUGCUCAGUGUGGUGGGAGAUCAAAAACCGUAAGGAAAGGAUUAAACAGGAGUGGGAUCUUGCACUUCUUAACGUUCUAACUGUAACGGCUUGCAAUGCUGCUGUUGUUUGGACACUUGCUCCUUGUCAUUCCUAUGGGAAUACAUUCCGCUUCGAUUUGCAGAACACAUUACAGAAGCUUCCGAACAAUAUCUUUGAAAAAAGUUAUCCUUUAAGAGAAUUUGACUUGCAGAAGAGAAUUCAUUCUUUUUUCUAUAAGGCAGCAGAGUUGUGUAUGGUUGGACUCAGUGCAGGAGCAGUGCAAGGGGGUCUAUCAAAUCUUCUUGCCAGUAAAAAAGAGGGAAGGUUAUCAGUGAGUAUCCCAUCUGUGAGCAGUAAUGCACUUGGUUAUGGGGCCUUCCUUGGUGUUUAUGCAAACCUGCGUUACCAGCUGUUGAAUGGAUUUGACAGAGCUGUAAUUAGUUACUUUGAUGUUAUUGGGGUGGCUCUCUUCUUCAGCACUGCCAUGAGAGCCUUGAAUGUUCAAGUAGGAGAGACAUCAAGGCUAGCUUGGCUUGGUGUGGAGGUGGAUCCAUUGGCUCAUUCAGAUGAUGUAUUGAAGGCGUACAGUCGGCCUACUGAAGGUCUCGAGCAGUCAUCAUCAAAGUGGUUCAUAUCCAAGAAUGCCAUUGUUUCCGGGCUCGGGCUUCUUGGUAUCAAACAGGGUCAGAGUAACUCAACGACUGAGGGUGAAACACCAGCAGCUCCCAAGGCUCGGAGAAAAAGAGUAGUCAAGAAAAAGGUAGCAAGCCGAGCCUAGGUGGUUGAUAUAGUAGGCCAUCAGCUGCUCACUUUUUGCAAACCUGAGUCUUGGAUGAGGAUUUUUGGUCUAAAGAAGCUGAGAUGCAAGUUCAGUUAUGACCGUUACAGCUGGAAGUGAUUCAACUGUUCCAGGAUACUGGGAAAGCUGCAUCUCAGUUGUUUCCUCAUUCCUUUCUAGAUUUUUAUAACAAGAUUUAAGAUUGAAGUUUGCAAAUCUUUUCAAUGGCUAGGUUGUAGGUAUAUUGCUGAUCAAUCAUUUUUUUCAGAUGCUUAUAGUUUCAUGGCUACACCUUAUCUACUUUCUUUUUCUCGCUGGUAGUGUCAUGCACUAGAGCUCUAUUAUGAGUACGUUUACUUGCUAGGCAGGGAUUGAGAAAACUUAGGCCUUUUUCAUUUCUUUUUUGUUAUGUUUUUCCUAUUCGAAUCCAACCAAGAUGUACAAACUUCCACAGAAGGAUUGACAGCUUAUAAUCUUUUCUGCCGUAGUUAUUCUGUUCUGUUUGAUAUUUCUAUUAA